AGGCAGACACAACAGAAUCGGGGGGAGGACGGUGGAUUAACUGCGUCAACUGAAAUUAGAUUAAUUUAAAGAGAGGUGCCGCCGCGACCGAGUGGGAAGGCAGGCAAGAUGAUAGCGCCUUAUUUCCUGGAAAAUUUCUGGGGCGAAAAAAACAAUGGAUUCGACGUUCUUUACCACAACAUGAAGCAUGGUCAGAUAUCCAGCAAGGAGCUGACGGACUUUAUAAGAGAAAGGGCCGCCAUUGAAGAGGCAUAUGCCAGGUCAAUGACUAAACUGGCCAAGUCUACAGGCAACUACUCACAGCUUGGGACGUUUGCUCCGGUGUGGGAUGUGUUUAAGGUGUCCACAGAGAAACUGGCUGGAUGUCACAUGGACCUGGUCAGAAAACUACAGGAGCUCAUCAAGGAAGUUCAGAAAUAUGUGGAAGAACAGGCCAAAGCCCAUAAGAAGACGAAGGAGGAAGUGGCAUCCACACUGGAAGCAGUGCAGAAUAUUCAGAGUGUGUCUGCAGCCCUGCAGAAAUCAAAGGAAAAUUACAACAGCAAAACUCUGGAACAGGAACGCAUGCGGAAAGAGGGAGCAGCGCAGAGAGACCUGGAUAAGGUUGGAGUAAAGGCAAAGAAAGCCACAGAGACAUAUAAGUCGUAUGUGGAGAAAUACGCUAACGCCAAGACUGAGUUUGAGCAGAGGAUGACUGAUACUGCACAGAAAUUCCAGGACAUUGAAGAAAACCAUGUUCUUCAAAUGAAGGAAAUUAUCCAGUCCUACUCCCGCUGCAUUGACGAAACACAUUUACAGAUCAGAGAGGUCCAUAAGGAGUUUGUGCACAACAUGGAGAACACAUCGGUGGAGAGUCUGAUCCAGAAUCUGGCAGAGAGCAAAGGAACUGGGAAAGAGAGGCCAGGGCCCAUUGAGUUUGAGGAAUGCAAUGUUUCCAUAGCCACUGAAGGUGCCAAACCCAGAAAGCGUAAGACAUUUGCCAUCCCAGGUCGGAGGAAAGACAAAGACACAGACUCCAUGGAGUCGACUGAAGUCGAAGCUGUUAAUGCCACCAAUGGAACUCCACCAGGUUUCUAUGGGGCCAUUGAUAUCCAGAAUGCUAACGUUCCUCGGGUAGACGAGGAAGGUUUCUGUAUCAGACCGGAAGUCAACGAGAAUGAUGCCAAAGAUAACUCUUUCUACUCAUCCAGUGACUCAGAGGAUGAUGAUGAACCUAGAAAGUUCCACGUGGAGAUCAAACCAGUUCAGCCCAACAAUGGCACGCACCAGAGUAAAGCCACCAUAGAUGAACUCAAAGCUUCAAUUGGAAAUAUUACCCUGUCACCAUCCACCACGGGUCAUAUGAAGAGGAAUCAGUCUAGUGAUGAAUUGGGGAAGCCACGGAUGCAGUCAUCUUAUAAUGAAAGCAGAUUGGCCAACAGUGAUUUGCUCUCUCUUGAUCCGUUUGGGCCAACCCAGACUGGCUCCUCCUCUGGCUCCUCCUCCACAGCGCCCACACAGAACAGACCUAACACCCCUCUGGGUACAGCAACUAUCGUGCCCCCUCCACGACCUGCGUCAAGACCCAAAAUACCUGCAGGAAAACUUAGUGGCAUCACUGAACUCGGUCGGCCAUUCAGUCCUCCUAAGGUGGUGAACUCCAGCCCCCCUCCCACUGCUCCACUGGCCCGUGCUGAAAGCUCCUCAUCUCUGUCCUCUAAUGCAUCUCUGAGUGCCAGCAACACGCCUACUGUGGGGACAUCUCGAGGACCCAGUCCAGUGACUCUGGCAUCACAGGAUGCUUUGCCUAUUGCUGUGGCAUUCACUGAGUCAGUUAAUGCCUACUUCAAAGGAGCAGACCCCAGCAAGUGUAUUGUGAAGAUCACAGGUGACAUGACUUUGUCAUUUCCCAGUGGCAUAAUGAAAGUCUUCACCUCCAGCCCAUCUCCUGCUGUCCUCAGCUUCAAACUCAGAAACACCAGCAAACUGGAGCAGAUCCUGCCCAACCAGCAACUCCUGCACAGUGAUGCCUCUCAAAGUGACCCAAACACUAAAGACUUCUGGUUGAAUAUGACUGCGCUGACAGCUUACCUCAGGAAGGCAUCAGAGCAAAACCCUGCAGCCUCCUAUUACAACGUGGACAUCCUCAAGUACCAGGUUUGUUCUAAUGGGAUCCAGUCGACCCCUCUGAACCUGGCAGUGUACUGGAAGUGUAGUCCCACCACCACAGACCUGAGGGUAGACUAUCGCUACAACCCAGAGGCAAUGCACCAACCUGGGCCACUGUCUAAUGUCCAGGUCCUAGUGCCCGUCAAUGGAGGCGUCACAAACAUGCAGUCUCUACCGAACGCCAUCUGGAAUUCAGAGCAGAAUAAGUCACUAUGGAAACUGAGUGAUAUCUCAGAGAAAUCUGAAAAUGAAGGAGCUGGAUCUCUGAGAGCGAAGUUUGAGCUGUCUGAUGGACCAUCUAAUCCAGCUACUCUAGCAGUGCAGUUCUUCAGUGAGGGUAGCACUCUGUCUGGGGUAGACAUGGAACUGGUGGGCACAGGAUACAGGCUCUCUCUCAACAAGAAACGAUUUGCCACCGGGCGCUACAUGGCAGAUUGCUGAGGGAAGAUGCCACACUCACGGAAAGCUCUCUUUCAGUUUGUCUCUUGCCUUUUGAUCCAUCUACUUUCACAGGCACCUUGUUCUGGGGAAAAAGAAAUUCUGUAUACGUUUCUGUAGCACUGAAUAUUGAACACUGUCUG
This is a messenger RNA of Chanos chanos (milkfish), 2729 nucleotides long. It is a transcript of the gene fcho2, whose product is annotated as FCH and mu domain containing endocytic adaptor 2. Lineage: Eukaryota; Metazoa; Chordata; Actinopteri; Gonorynchiformes; Chanidae. Gene Ontology annotation, cellular component: clathrin-coated pit; cytoplasm; clathrin-coated vesicle. The record is from RefSeq and is a predicted model, not a curated record. Gene Ontology annotation, biological process: clathrin coat assembly; clathrin-dependent endocytosis; synaptic vesicle endocytosis. Bases 109 to 2589 code for a protein of 826 amino acids. The transcript is spliced from 26 exons.